Molecule: messenger RNA, 1617 nt
Organism: Striga hermonthica
Lineage: Eukaryota; Viridiplantae; Streptophyta; Magnoliopsida; Lamiales; Orobanchaceae
Source: the annotation of a GenBank genome assembly
AUGAUGAGAAGCAAUAUUACUAUAACAAAAGCCAUCGUUUCGCUAUCGAUUUUUCUUCACAUCAGCAAUGCCACAAUUCUAUCAACCAGCUCUAGGUGGAUCGUUAACCAAUACACCGGAGAACGAGUAAAACUCGCGUGCGUCAACUGGAUUUCGCACCUCGAGCCGAUGAUAGCCGAAGGGCUCGAAAAGAAGCCCUUACACGUGAUAGCCGGGCAGAUAGCCGCAGACGGGUUCACGUGCGUGCGGUUCACGUGGCCCACGUUCAUGUUCACCCGUCUCGAUUAUUACAACCUCACGGUCUCACAAUCCCUCGACAAGUACAACCUUAGCGAUGCAAAAGCCGGCAUUUUGAAAAACAACCCUUGGAGUUUGGGGCUGAAAAUCCAAACCCUUCAUAAGGUUGUGGUGAUAGUGCUCGGACAGUACGGACUAAUGGUUAUCCUCGACAACCAUAUAAGCCUACCCGGAUGGUGCUGUAGGAUUGACGACAAAAACGGGUUUUUCGGAGAUCCGGAUUUUGACCCGGACGAGUGGUUGCAGGGCCUGGCUGCGGUGGCUAGGACGUACAAAUAUACAUAUGGGGUGGUGGGUAUGAGCAUGAGAAAUGAGCUACGAGGUAAAGAUGAAAAUGUGGAAGAUUGGUAUAAAUACAUGCAACAAGGAGCUAUGACCAUCCACCAAAUCAGCCCUCAAUUUCUUGUUAUAAUCUCAGGCCUAACUUUUGACACUAAUCUUACUUUUCUAAAGGAAAAAUCAUUACAAUUAAGUUUUAGAAAUAAAAUUGUGUUUGAGGCCCAUUGGUAUACAUUUAUUUUCCCCACUGAGUUGUGGACAGCCCAAACUAACAAAUUUUGUGCCAAUGUGACUCAGUCAUCAAGGGACAAUUUCCUUUUCUUAACAACAGGAAGUAACCCUUACCCUGUUUUUCUAAGUGAAUUUGGUUUGGACCAAAGGGGUCAAAAUGAGGGGCAAAACAGGUAUAUAACCUGCUUGCUAGCUGAGGUGGCAGAGAAAGACAUUGAUUGGGCAUUAUGGACAUUUCAAGGCAGCUACAUUUAUAGACAAGGGAAAGUUAAUCCAGAAGAAUUUUAUGGAGUUAUGAACUUCAACUGGGAUGGUAAUAGGAAUCAGACUUUCUUGGACAGAUUGCAAGUCAUAAGACAGAAGAACCAAGAGGUGAGAUCGUGGUGUUCAACCUACUACAUAAUGUUCCAUCCUCAAAGUGGGCUAUGUGUGCAAUUUGACAAGGGUAACAACAACGUCUUUCUAGCCAACUGCAAAAAAGCGAGUCGGUGGGCUCAACACCAAGACGGUGGCCCGAUCGUGUUGGCUCGAACAUCACAGUGUCUCAAGAUGGCAAGUGACGGUGAGACCGUUCGUGUUUCGUACGAUUGCUCGAGCAAGUGGAAUGUUGUAUCGAGCAUUGGUCUUCAAUUAGCUACUCGAGUCAAAGAUGGAAAAUAUAUGUGUCUGGAGAAAAAUAUUAAUAACUCCGCCCUGGUGACUAGGGAGUGCCUUUGUGUUGACAACAAUCUUAAUGAUCUUCCAACUUGUCCAGACAAUCCACUAGUACAAUGGUUCAAGUUUGUACCUAGGAAUGUAUAUAAUGUUUAA